Messenger RNA from Lynx canadensis (Canada lynx), 171 nucleotides. Its product is annotated as 40S ribosomal protein S29-like. The record is from RefSeq and is a predicted model, not a curated record. Lineage: Eukaryota; Metazoa; Chordata; Mammalia; Carnivora; Felidae. Gene Ontology annotation, molecular function: structural constituent of ribosome; zinc ion binding. Gene Ontology annotation, cellular component: cytosolic small ribosomal subunit. The coding region runs from base 1 to 171 and encodes 56 amino acids. The transcript has a single exon.
AUGGGUCACCGGCGACUCUACUGGAGUUAUCAGAGAGAAUGUGGCCGGGGUUCUCACUCUUGUCACAUCUGCUCAAACCAGCACAGUCUGAUCAGGAAAUGUGGCCUCAAUAUGUGCCACCAGUGUUUCUGUCAGUCCAUGAAGGAUAUAGGUUUCGUUAAGUCGGUUUAA